AGAAAUUAUUGUCAAUUUUUUAGCAUAGCCAGUUGGAUUGACAGUCUCUUGACCGUCCUUUUCUUUAUUAUUGCACUAUAUAUAAGUCAAUCACACUAAGCAAAAACCAUUCAUCAUCACAGCAAAAUUCCAAUUCAAAAAAGAACUCUAUUUCUCUCUAGCUAUAUCAGAGAAAAUAUACCAAAAUUAAAAGAUUAUACAAAAAUGGGUUGCUGGUCAGCUGAAAAUGCUACAAAUGCCUACCUCAAAACCUUGAGAAUGGGCCAAAAUGCAAAAGAACCAGACACAACUGAAUUCAUCUCAGCAUUAGCAGCGGGAAAUAAUGCACAGCUAAUGGUGGUGGCGCCAUGCGAAAACUCCGCCACCUCCGUCGUGCUAGCCCUAGUUGCUGCAGCUCAUCAAACCGGAGGCCGAGUAAUUUGCAUCCUUAACAAUCACCACCAGUUAGAAUCAUCUAAACAAACCCUAGGCGGCUUCGAAGCCUGUCCCGUCGAGUUUGUCGUCGGAGAACCUCAAAAUCUUCUAUUAAACCAUUACAGCGAAGCAGAUUUUGUGCUUAUAGAUUGUAACCUAGAGAACCACGAAGGCAUACUCGCCGCCGUUGAAGGAAGCAGUUAUAGAAAACGAAGCGGCGCAGUUGUUGUCGGGUAUAACGCGUUUGCCAACGGAUCAUGGUGGUCUAGUAGGGGAAAAACUCAGCUAUUGCCGAUCGGAGAAGGUUUGUUAGUGACAAGAGUAGCGGCGAAUAGUGGGAAGAUUGAUAGAAGUAAUAGCGGCGGUUUUGGUAAGAGAAUUAGUAGUCACUGGGUUGUUAAGGUUGAUGAAUGCACCGGUGAAGAACAUGUUUUCAGAGUCAGAGUGCCGCAAGGGAAACGGAUUGAAGCUUGAAAUAUUGUUUAUUUUGAGAUUCUGAUAAGAAUUUUGUUGGAAGCAUUAGUAUUAUGUUAGAGAAUUUUGUGAAAGCCAAUUUUAAAUGUAUAUAGUAAUAUAUGUAUACUUGUGCUACGUAUAAAGUAAUGGAAUUGGAGAGAA
Mercurialis annua (annual mercury) is the source of this 1032-nucleotide messenger RNA. RefSeq lists its product as uncharacterized. The coding region runs from base 205 to 888 and encodes 227 amino acids. Lineage: Eukaryota; Viridiplantae; Streptophyta; Magnoliopsida; Malpighiales; Euphorbiaceae. The transcript is spliced from 2 exons. The record is from RefSeq and is a predicted model, not a curated record.